Phlebotomus argentipes is the source of this 954-nucleotide messenger RNA. RefSeq lists its product as uncharacterized. Gene Ontology annotation, molecular function: dTMP kinase activity; ATP binding. The record is from RefSeq and is a predicted model, not a curated record. NCBI's taxonomy places the organism in Eukaryota, Metazoa, Arthropoda, Insecta, Diptera, Psychodidae. The transcript has 4 exons. Gene Ontology annotation, cellular component: nucleus; cytosol; cytoplasm. Gene Ontology annotation, biological process: dUDP biosynthetic process; dTDP biosynthetic process; dTTP biosynthetic process. The coding region runs from base 130 to 876 and encodes 248 amino acids.
UCCCUUCGAUAUAUCGGGGUUUCCAGGAAAAAUUUUAACCUCCACGGCUCAUGAUUCCAGGAAAAUUUUCCAUUUUCGCAAUGUUUUCAGCCAGCAAUGUGUUUUCCAAUAUAAAGGCUGCGUAUCUGUAUGAAGAUUGACAACAGAAAAAGCGCGCAAAUGCGUUGUGGCAAGGACUCGAGAUUGGUACAAAUCUUCAGUUUCUCUCGGUUUUUCACACAGUUUUCCAGUGACCGAUUGCAUCAGAGGGUGAAAAUGAAGAGUCGCGGUGCUUUUAUUGUGCUUGAGGGAUGCGACAGAUCCGGAAAGAGCACACAAUCUCAGAAAUUGGUGGAGAAGCUGAAUGAAAAUGGGAUAAAUGCCAAGCUUAUGAAGUUUCCUGAUCGCGAGACGGAGUGCGGAAAGAUGAUUGACGGAUACUUGAGAAAGACGAAAUCACUGACUGAUGAGGGAAUUCAUCUCCUGUUCAGUACGAAUAGAUGGGAGGCUAAGGACUCCAUUGAGGACACAUUGAAGAGUGGCACAACAAUCAUUUGUGAUAGAUAUUCAUUCUCUGGCGUGGCGUUUAGCGCUGCUAAAGGGCUGGAUUUGCAGUGGUGUCGCUCUCCGGAAGCCGGCUUGACAAAGCCUGAUCUGGUAUUUUUGCUCACCAUGUCUAUUGAUGCAAUCCUGCAGCGUGGAGGUUUCGGCGACGAAAGGUAUGAGAAGAAACAGAUGCAGGAAAAAGUGAUUGAGAUAUACAAGCUUCUGAAGGAGGACUAUUGGUUGGAGAUUGAUGCUGAUCAGGCACAAGAAAUUCUGCUGGGCAUCCUGUAUAAGAAUGCGAUGAGGACGAUUGAGAGUGUAGGCCAGAAACCUCUGGAACAUCUCUGGUGACAAAAUGUUACAUAUGUGUAUGCAUUGAUUAGCAAAAGAUUGGAAAUAUUGAUUAAUACACUUUCACUUAUAUAUUUU